UUUGGCGCGCUGGACGAUAAGACCAGCUUUUGAAACAACCCAGCUGUUGUCGAGUACCGCACGCCGGAAGAGGGGCCUCCAAGCUUUCGGCCGAUGACAAAACCGAAGGGCAGGAACAAGCCCACCGGUGGUGUCGGUGGACGCGAGACGAAGGCGAGAAAGAGAGCCAAGACGGCAGCGGCGAGAGAUGCGUUGGCCCUGGACAGACGCAGCGCUAAGCUUGAGCAGGAGCGUGCAGCGCUCGCGUCGGAGAUGGCGCAGAAAGAGCAAGCGCUCAGAGCGAAGGAGCAAGCGCUUAGAGAGAAGGAGACGGCGUUCGCCAAGAAGGAGGAGGCAGCGGCGCGCGCCGCUGCCCAGCGGGAAAAGCGUGAGCAGGAAGAGGUUAAGCGCAUCGAAGCGGCAGCUGUUGCGGCGGCGGAGAAGGUGGCCAGGACCUGGACUANGUUUUUAUUUUCAUCUUAUCAAAGAGGGGUAACGGUUGUCUGUGUUUGA
Molecule: messenger RNA, 492 nt
Organism: Ectocarpus sp. CCAP 1310/34
Lineage: Eukaryota; Phaeophyceae; Ectocarpales; Ectocarpaceae
Source: the annotation of a GenBank genome assembly